Molecule: messenger RNA, 3044 nt
Organism: Meleagris gallopavo (turkey)
Lineage: Eukaryota; Metazoa; Chordata; Aves; Galliformes; Phasianidae
Source: RefSeq, a predicted model, not a curated record
AUGAGCCGGCCGCCGGCUCUGCAGGCACAGACCUGCGGUCCCUGGGAGAUGAAGGAGCGCCUGGGUACCGGCGGCUUCGGCAACGUCAUCCGUUGGCACAACAAGGAGACCGGCGAGCAGGUGGCCAUCAAACAGUGCCGGCAGGAGCUGAGCCCGCGCAACCGCGACCGCUGGGCGCUGGAGAUACAGAUCAUGAAGAGGCUGAACCAUCCAAACGUGGUGGCUGCCCGUGAUGUUCCUGAGGGAAUGCAGAAGCUUGCACCAAAUGAUUUACCGUUGCUGGCCAUGGAGUACUGCCAGGGUGGAGACCUCCGCAAGUACCUGAAUCAGCUGGAGAAUUGCUGUGGUUUGCGGGAAGAAGCUAUUCUCAUCUUACUAUCUGAUAUUGCCUCUGCUCUCAGGUACCUUCACGAGAACAGGAUCAUCCACAGAGACUUGAAACCAGAGAACAUUGUGCUGCAGCAAGGAGAGCAAAGGUUAAUACACAAAAUCAUUGACCUUGGAUAUGCUAAGGAGUUGGAUCAGGGUAGCCUAUGCACAUCAUUUGUUGGGACACUACAGUACUUGGCUCCAGAGCUGCUGGAACAGCAGAAGUACACGGUUACAGUGGAUUACUGGAGCUUUGGCACACUGGCUUUUGAAUGCAUUACAGGCUUCAGACCAUUCCUACCCAACUGGCAGCCAGUACAAUGGCAUACGAAGGUGCGACAGAAGAGUGAGCUGGAUAUUGUUGUUUCAGAAGACUUAUCUGGAGAAGUCAAAUUUUCCAGCAGUUUACCCUGCCCAAACAAUCUAAACAGCGUUUUGGCUGGGAAAUUGGAGAAAUGGCUGCAACUCAUGUUAAUGUGGCACCCACGGCAGAGAGGUACAGAUCCUGUGUAUGGGCCCAAUGGGUGUUUCAAAGCUUUGGAUGACAUCUUGAACUUGAAGUUACUGCAUGUUUUGAAUAUGGUUACGGGAACUGUGCACACCUACCCUGUGACAGAGGAAGAGACCCUGCAAACAGUGAAGGCCAGGAUCCAGUCAGAUACUGGGAUCCCAGAGCAGGAUCAGGAGCUACUGCAGGAGGCUGGUCUUGCAUUGUUUACUCAGAAGCAUUCAGCUGAUAGCAAGGUGAAUGAUGCUGCAGCUGCAGACACAGACCUCCUCUUCCUCUUUGAUAAUCAGAAAGUUGCCUAUGAGGCUCAGGUUGCCUUGCGACCUCAUCCGGAAAGUGUUGACUACAUCCUUCAGGAUCCAAAGAAGAAUCUGCACUUUUUCCAGCUGCGGAAAGUUUGGGGUCAGAUCUGGCACACAAUCAGGAUGCUGAAAGAGGAUUGUAACCGGCUGCAGCAGGGACAGCGAGCAGCCAUGAUGAAUCUAUUGCGUUACAAUAGUACUCUCUCAAAGAUGAAGAAUUCUAUGGCCUCCCUUUCCCAGCAGCUGAAAGCAAAACUGGACUUCUUCAAAACAAGCAUUCAGAUUGAUCUUGAGAAGUAUAAAGAGCAGAUUGAAUUUGGAAUUACUUCUGAGAAGCUGCUGUUUGCCUGGAAAGAGAUGGAGCAAGCUGUGGAACUUUGUGGUCGGGAGGAUGAUGUGGAUCAGCUAGUAAAGAGAAUGAUGGCAUUGCAAACAGAUAUUGUGGACCUUCAGAGAAGCCCCCUGGGUCGUAAACAAGGAGGAACACUGGAGGAUUUAGAAGAACAAGCCAGAGAGUUGUACCGGAGACUGAGAGAGAAGCCAAGAGAUCAGAGGACAAGUGGUGACAGCCAAGAAAUAGUACGGUUGCUCUUACAGGCAAUCCAGACCUUUGAAAAAAAAGUCCGAGUCAUUUAUGCUCAACUCAGCAAAACUGUAGUUUGCAAGCAGAAGGCACUGGAAUUGUUCCCCAAAGUGGAGAAAGUGAUGAAUCUGAUGAAUGAAGAUGAAGAAACAGUUGUAAGGCUUCAGGAGAAACGACAGAAAGAACUGUGGAACUUACUGAAAAUUGCUUGUAGUAAAGUACGUGGUCCUGUUAGUGGCAGUCCAGAGAGCAUGAACAUGUCACGUCUGAAUAGCCCUGGUCAGCUGCUGCUGCAGGUCCCUUCUGGAACCUACGCUUUACCAGAAUCUGUCAGGAAAAGUGAGGAGCUACUGCUGGAAUCGCAGAAACUGUGUAGCCAACUAGAAAACGUGAUGCAUGACACGAUGAAGGAUCAGGAGCAGAGCUUUAUGGCUCUCGACUGGAGCUGGCUUCAGCUUCAGGCAGAAGAAAGAAGCAAUCCAGAACAAACCCAUAUGUAAAAUCACCUCAGCUGCCUCUGAAGACAUGCUACCUGAGUAAGCCAACUGUGAUAAUCUGCUGCCUCUAGAAAGGGAAGUGCCUCUUUUUACUGCUGCCUACUGCUUAUGUGAGAUACGUGGCACAGCUUCUAGUAUCCACAUCUCAGAUACUUUAUUUCUGAAGGAUACAGUAGGAUAGUCAUUCCCUAACUGCUUGGAAAAAGUUCUUAACAGUGCCUUAAGACAGCAGAUAUUCUUACUGUAUGAUUUGAUGUUUCUUCCCUUAGGCACCAUGUGUGGUUGUUCUUCUGCCUUUCAAGCUUUCUGAUGAAAAAUGGACAAUGCACGCAGUCACCUCGCACUGUCACUGGUCUAUGUCACCUUCCUCAAACACCUGAACUGUGAACACAUUUUCUUAGGCUUUGCUGAUUUGCACUUUUUUUCUUAAAUGUAACAGUUAUAAUUACUUAAUACUUGUUUCCUGUAUGGGAACGAAAUUAUCUGAAGUGUGAACUUUUUGUUUGUUCUUUUUAAUGUACUCAAAACAUUUUAAUGAAAAAGCUGAUUUUACUGUAUAGGCCUCUUAAAUGUGAGGUAAAGGUGUUAGCUUAAAGAGCACAGAAAAGCAAAUUGUUAGAUACUUUUUCCAGUUAAAAUCCUAAAACACUGCAGCACCUCUCCUGUGAGAAAAGGCACUUCAUAGCCUAGAACAGAGAGAGGCUCAGUGGUGAAUUUGAUCAAUGUAUAUAAAUACCUGAAUGGAGUAAGCAAUGAAGAUUGAAUCUGUUUUAUUUUUCUUCCAA